CUGGGUUCUUUUCUCUCCGGACUUCGAGAAGAUGUUUGCAACAAUGCUGAAGAUAUUUGCAAUUAUAGCAGCCCUUUCAGGCUACACCAGCGGUGUGACAGUGACAGUUCCGCAGAGCACGGUAAACGUCACUGUUGGUGGAAAUGUCACUCUCCUCUGCACAUACACAACAACUGGGUCUGUGGAUUCACUUUUCAUUCAGUGGAGUUUUUACAGUGCCAAAGAGAAACAACCUCAAACAAUCUAUUAUUUUCAGAAUGGACAGGCUUAUGAGUAUGGCGAGUUCAAGAACAGAAUAAACGGGACAACAAACCAAGGAAAUGCAUCAAUAAUAAUUUUCAACAUGCAGCCCUCAGACACUGGGUUUUAUACCUGCGAAGUUUUCAACCCACAAGAUUCAAAUGGACAGAACCAGAAAUCAGUGGCUGUCAGUGUACUGGUCAAACCUUCACAGCCUCACUGUAGCUUACGGGGAACCCCUGAGACAGGCCACCUUGUCUCUCUCUCCUGCUAUUCUGAAGAAGGGAUGCCUGCGCCUACAUACCAGUGGUAUAAAGUAUCAGGGGAGACCCUCAAACCCAUGACAGAACAACUCAAUACAAAAACUGGGCUUUUGAUUAUUGGUAAUCUCACCACCUUUGAAACUGGAUACUACCGGUGCACAGCUACUAACAGCCUUGGAUACAGCAGCUGUGAAGUUGACUUGACUGCAAUUCAGAAGGGUGGUCUCAUUGCUGGAGCAUUAAUUGGAGCAAUUCUGGGAGCAGUUGUUAUCUGCAUUAUUGUCUGGUUUUUAAUCAAGAGGGAGAAGAAAAAGGAGAGAAAAGAGAAAGCAGCAAAUAGUGAAAUGCGACCAAUGACUCAGAAACAACAGGCAAAUGCGGAAUAUGCUAAUAUACCCACCCAAGAAAAUGAGUCUGUUGCCACAGCUACACCAAGCAGAGAAGCUAAUGCAGCAAAUGAAUACUCUACGGCUGCGGAAACUGCUGCCUCUGGAAUGCCUGAAAACGAUGAGAUGCAAGGAGUGGAGACACAAGCGAGAGCCUAAAAAUUCUAUUGCAAUUUCCUUAUCUGCUAUGAACCCCAUCUUCAAAAAUGUUGGUAUUGAAUUAACGCAGGAAGUAGUGUGGUUACAACCCACACACCUGCAUUUGUGAUAUUAAUCACAAGGUGGGAGUUUGAAGGUCAUGCCUUCAACUAUCCAAGAAGUACGCAUAUGAUGGCCUCAUUUUUCAAUUUUGUUAUUGCACUUAUUAACUAUCUAGCUAUGACUGUGUACCAAAUAUGAAUGACAGCAUAGCUAAUAACUCCAUUUAUCCACCCCAUUUGAGAAUAUUAUUAUUAAAUGGGUUUGGAAAGACAGACAACACUGGAGGCUUUCUUAUUGGCUGCUGGUGAAGCUAUGUGAUGGCUUGUAAACACAGGAGUCCCUUUUUCUGAAAGAAAAUGGUCACUGCCACGCACACUGAAGUGUUGCAUGUGCUGAGAAUGACACAGGACGACUGUCUUAGCAAAUACAUUACAGUAUCUAAGGACCUGAUCCCACAUCUUGGAAAUCAAUGAGAGUUUGGCCACUGACUUCAACAGGUGCAGGAGCAGACUCUUAGAGCAUGUGUUCAUAUCUGCCUCUAGCAGCCAUCCCCAGGAACAGUGAAAGCCUGCCUCUCACUGGCAGCUAACGCAGUUACAUCUUUAACUAAAGAAGUACUUUGGUAGGAAUGUUGCUGAAGUUCCUGGGUUCAGUCAUCACUGAUGAUCAAAGUCCAUAUCAAUGGCUCAUUAACCAAAACAAGAGGGUAUCAACAUUUGAGGCAAACUCAGAAAUUCAGACUGAUGAGGUGCUAAUUAUGAUCUGUACUAUAAAAGAGGGUUCAGUUUUGGCUAACUAAUAUUAUUGGUUACUAACAUAUCCCAGGGAUAGGUCAGUGGUUUGGAGUGUUGGCCUGCUAAACCCAGGGUUGUGAGUUCAAUCCUUGAGAGGGCCAGU
Messenger RNA from Gopherus evgoodei (Goodes thornscrub tortoise), 1987 nucleotides. It is a transcript of the gene VSIG1, whose product is annotated as V-set and immunoglobulin domain containing 1. NCBI's taxonomy places the organism in Eukaryota, Metazoa, Chordata, Testudines, Testudinidae. Gene Ontology annotation, biological process: epithelial cell morphogenesis; maintenance of gastrointestinal epithelium. The record is from RefSeq and is a predicted model, not a curated record. Gene Ontology annotation, cellular component: plasma membrane.